AUCCUAAUCACUCUCGAGAAUAGCGUACAGCUCUAAAAGAGAAGAACCUCAUGUAGUUCUAGGAGGACUCAGAAUAAUCACUGUGAUUGGCUGCCCGCAAUUUGACAUCACGUGACCGAUUAAUUUUCCAGCCGAAACACUUCCGCAUAGCCCUCCAGCGGACGACUCGACGGGAUCACUCUCGGCCACACCAGUCAAUAUGCAAAGAGUCAUUCGAAGGACGGCCCUGGCGCGGAACCAGGCGCAACGGAAGGCAAUCCGUGCCGCCAAAGAUGCCGAACGUGAAGAAUUGAACGAUUCCCUGAGACAACGGUUCGCCUACCAGCGCAUUGAACUCGAUGCCGUUCGCGCCGAGAGACAACGUCGUCGGGAGGACUGGAUGCGGGGGCCGCUGGCGCCGAAGCGGGAUGCUGGGCCUGAAGGGAAGAGCUUUGGUGCUCUGAGUCCCCAGGCUAUGAAUCCGCCUGUGAUUCCGAAGCACCUCCGAAGGAAAUAUAUCAACAUUGCUCCCGGGGAUCGGGUGUGUGUUAUGAAGGGGAAGGACAAGGGCAAGAUUAAUGAGGUUGUUCGAGUUGAUCCGGCAAAUGAGACGGUCAUGGUGAAAGAGACUAAUAUGGCCGAUGUGACUUUCCCACCCUGGUUGAACGAACAGUACGGACACAAGAGCCCCGUCCACUCGAUUAACCUACCCGUUGCCCUCGACGACGUCAAACUUGUGGUUGCUCUCGACGAUCCGGCCACUGGUAGCACCCGGGAUGUUCUUGUCGAACAUGUCUAUGGUGGAGAACCGUUCCUUGAGCGACCGUACGGCACCGACACCCCCCGACACACACGGUACAUUGCAGGCGAGAGCAUCGAGAUUCCCUGGCCCCGCAGUGAUCCCGCGGAACAGAAGGACGAGGAGUGGGACACCCUACGGAUGGAAGUUGAGACACCUACCUGGGUGCCGUCGUUACACAACCCGCCAUUCCCCUCGAGCGUCCUCGACGAGAUCCGGAACAAGUUCUCGAAGUACCGGACACGGCACGACCCCGAGUGGGUUGAACAGAUGAAGCUGGAGGACUACAAGAAGGAAUAUCUUCAAAGCAGGUCUUUGUUGACACCGAAGGGUGAAUUGAUUGCCAUGCUGCGGGCGAAGAGUGCAGAGAAGACACAAGCACAGAAGGAUGCUGAUGGCAAUGUGAUCAUGGAUGACCAGACGGCCGGGUUUAUUGAAAAGUUCAUGAAGGAGAAGGCCAGAUCUUCGGCUUAGAUUUUACGGGAUGCUUAAUGUGCUGUUAAAUGUCUAUUUCCCUUUUCUUUCUCUUCUUGUUAUGUAUAAAACUGUAUUGUAGCAUAGGAAAAUGACGAAUUUACUCUCUACCUUCUAUGAGGAUUAUCCAUUG
Aspergillus glaucus CBS 516.65 is the source of this 1385-nucleotide messenger RNA. Its product is annotated as mitochondrial 54S ribosomal protein uL24m. Gene Ontology annotation, molecular function: RNA binding; structural constituent of ribosome. The transcript is spliced from 2 exons. Gene Ontology annotation, biological process: translation. The record is from RefSeq and is a predicted model, not a curated record. Gene Ontology annotation, cellular component: ribosome; mitochondrion. Bases 200 to 1252 code for a protein of 350 amino acids. NCBI's taxonomy places the organism in Eukaryota, Fungi, Ascomycota, Eurotiomycetes, Eurotiales, Aspergillaceae.